Molecule: messenger RNA, 1836 nt
Organism: Pollicipes pollicipes
Lineage: Eukaryota; Metazoa; Arthropoda; Thecostraca; Pollicipedomorpha; Pollicipedidae
Product: nostrin
Exons: 9
Coding region: 6-1370 (454 amino acids)
Cellular component (GO): plasma membrane; cytoplasm
Molecular function (GO): protein binding
Source: RefSeq, a predicted model, not a curated record
GGACUAUGGCCGUGACCUACACAGAGGAGCUGGUGAAGCCGCUGAAGGGCCUGCUGGACACGCAGCACAAGGUGCGCAAGUCGGUGGAGGGAAUGGUGGACAAGACGGCCAAGAGCCUGGCCGAGUGGCGGUCGGCCGAGGCGAAGGCUAAGAAGCUGUCGUACCAGUGUGCGCGCGAGAGCGAGCGGGCGGAGGAGAUGGCACUGGAGGCGCGGCUCGGCAGGGGCAAGCCCACCGGCGACAAGGAGACCAACAAGGUGGAGAGCAGGAGGCAGAAAACAGAGAACGCCAUGGGCAAGGCGGAUGCCGACUACUAUAACUUCUGUCUGCGGGGAGAGCGGGCCCGGUUGGAGUGGGAGACGGCCGUGAACAAGGGCAGCCAGUGCUUCCAGGCGCUGGAGGAGGAGCGGCUGGUGCGACUGCAGUCCGUCCUGCAGGCCUAUCAUCAGAACAUGGCGGCGCUCGCACCUAAGAUGGCGCAGAGCGCUGAGCGGCUGGCCGAACCGGUGACGUGCGCGGACGUCGACCGGGACGUGCAAACCGUGCUGCACGUGAAGGGUGCUGGGCAGGCCACGCCCGAACAGCUGCUGCCCGACUUCUACGCCGAGAACAUGACCAACGCCAUGAAUCGCGAGCGACGGAAAAAGGCUCUUGAGCAGUUCCUUCAGCUGAUUCGUCAGGACGUGGGGCGGGAGAGACGAGGUAAAGAUGGCGUGGAAAAUCUGGCGAAGGCGAUGCAAGAGGCUCCUCACUUCGGCAACGAAGGCUCCCAGAAAGACGUUCACGAAAAACUGCAGCACAUGCGCGCCAUGCUGGCCUACCUGGAGGCGAGUCGGUACAAGAUCCAGGUGGCGCUGGCAGAGGUGGAAGGCCAGACGCGGCCUCAACACCCGCUCAGCAAACACAUCCAACACCACAAGGACCGGCAGGGCAUGACACAGAGUGUACUCAAGGUGCCGAACUGGGUGCGGCUGGACCCGCUGAACCUCUCACCGGAGGACUCCCCGGACUGGGCCACCGACCGGGGCAAGGCGGAUGGCACCUCCAACCAGCACGAGUCAGACUUCGACGAAUUCAGCAGCCACGGUGACCAAUCACCGCCGACGCAGCUCCCGCUGACGUCAUCACCGCCGCCAGCUGACUCGUCCAGUGAGCAGCUGACGGCGUCUCCCUCGCCUGUGGAGCCGGCGCCGUCCAUCGGGCGCUGCAAGGUGCUUUACGACUACAAGGCCAACAUGAACGACGAGCUCACCAUCAAGGCCGGUGACGUCAUCAACAUGCACGACAAGCAGGAGGACGGCUGGUGGCUGGGAGAGUUGAACGGCACCGUCGGCAUCUUCCCCGCCACCUACGUCCAGGAGCUGACCUGACCACGUGACGCCACGCAGCGUCCGGCGGCGGCAGCCGGCGACGUCACGUGACUGCGAGUCACCUCGCGAGAUGUCGCCACCGUGUGGUUCCACUGAGACUUGAGCGGGCUCGAUCAGUGGUGUUUGUGAUCACGGCGCUGCGCGCGGCUGAUAGUCUGGCUGGGAGCCCACACGACUUGUGCCGACCUUGCCUGGAGUGGCUGCUGAUACCACAAGAGCUCGCCGAUGUAGUUAGUAUGUCUGCAUUGCCGUUCUUUGUAAAGUGUUGACCAUGAAGCUCGCUGAAGCUAUGUUUGUACCAUUUUGAGGCAGAUGACUAACAAGCAGUGCUGUUGGUCCCUUGCUGGUGAGUUAAUGUGAUGAUAGAACAGAUUACUUGCCUGAAAUGUAUCUGGGUAAUAUACGACUGCAUGAACUGCAUCGAGCACACUGCAAAUAAGAAAAUAAAUGCUUAGCUACCAUGCGG